This is a messenger RNA of Laccaria bicolor S238N-H82, 660 nucleotides long. RefSeq lists its product as uncharacterized. The record is from RefSeq and is a predicted model, not a curated record. Lineage: Eukaryota; Fungi; Basidiomycota; Agaricomycetes; Agaricales; Hydnangiaceae. The coding region runs from base 1 to 660 and encodes 219 amino acids. The transcript has 7 exons.
AUGUCUCCUGUUAAAACAUAUCCUGCUCGAUUGGUCUGUAUCGUUCUAAGCCAAGUCUUGUACUUGUCUUCGUUUCCAUCAAAAUCUUUAGCGUCGGCCAUUUCUUGUCUUGGUUCUGUCAGGUUCUCGGGUUCUACUGGUGUGAUACCUAAAUUGGAUAAAUCUAUCAGUGUAAAUGCAGGUGUCGGGAUGAUUGGUCCAAGUAGUGGCUGUAUGCUUCUGCUGGGUGUUCUGGUGAUUGCUGGUGAUCCUCUGGGUGUGGUUUGUCUGCUGAAGGGUGACAUUAAUGGUCCUAGCCCUGUUAUUCGUCUAUAUCUCUCUGUGGUUGAUACGGGUGUUGAUGUUCCUGUUACUGGUGUCUGUGAUGCAGGGGGGCUGUUACCCUCAUCUGCGCUUUCGUACUGUUCUUCACCGGAUGUGAAGGUGUCGGUUCUUGGUUCGGGUUCUGAGUCUGAGCUUUCUGCUGGUGCUUUGUGUCUAAUUUGGGUAGAGGGCGGCGAUGCGCCUUCUGUUUUGGGCGUAACAGGCAGUUAUGUUAAGCUUUCGAGUUCAAUCGUUCGUUCGUCUACCACAGUUCUCGUCGUUGAGACAAAGUGGGUCACUACAACGUUCGCUUGGCCCUCAAAGCGACAUGAAUCUUUACUGUAUCUAUUUCCUUAA